AAUCUUUCUGUUUUGAUUCUCUUUCCUCCGACAUGACAUGGAAUGCAUCAUUUGUGCUGUCGUCACUUCCUAGAAUACGAUUUCCUCCUAAAGAUGGCGGCGACCUUGUGUGUAAAAUUAUUACCGAAACAGGGAUGGCUUCCCCUGACACAGAGCGUUCGGCACGGCUCCAAGGCCGUGACUCGCCACAGGAGACCGAUGCACAUCCUCAAACAGAAGCUCAUGGCUGUCACAAAGUACAUUCCUCCCACACGGGUCAUUCCUCCAGGAGCCUAUCCAUCCCAAACCAAACACGUCCAGGAGGACAACCCUCUUAUGUUAGUCAUGAAGAGGAAUUUAAAUAACGUGUUCCAGGACUCUAAGAUGAUCGCUGUGGUCCAGAACAGUGCCAGUAACGCUGAAGACAUGAUGAUUCUCAAGCACAGACUCAACAAACAUGGCAUCACUGUCAAGUUCUUCCCCAACCAGGUGGUGCGGUCGUUCCUGAAAGACAGCAUUUACUCCAACAUGGCUCCUCUGUUCAUCGGUCCUACAGUUAUGUUUGUUAGUAAAGAGCCCAAAGCGAAGGAGAUGCUGUCGACUCUGAGGGCCAGCCCACAGAUGACGCUCCUGGGAGCCUGUAUAGACAACACGUUGCUGACUGCCCAGGGGGUGGUGAGCUACUCCAAACUGCCGUCAGUGGCUGUUGUCCAGGGCGAACUAGUCAGCGGGCUGACGAUGCUGACCUCCCACACAGCCUCCAUGCUGCAGCGCCACCCGGCCCACCUGUCCGCCCUCCUCCAGCAGUACGUCAAACAGCAGAGCUCGGAGGACAGCACACAGGGCGGUCCUAAAGCAGCGGAGGCCACGUAAAGCUUCAGAAAUUACUCGGACUGUUGCCGUGCAGAUUUCCAGCUGCAUGGAAGGACGAGGGACUGUUGGGUCGGAUGCAUACUUUAAGAUGUAUUAUGAUUUAGCACCAAAGUUCCAGGCAAACCUUUAAGAUUAGUCUGCAAAAGAAGAAGUUGGUGGUUUACUCAAUCUUAAUAACUUGACUGGAGCACUUGAAUUGGCUUUCAAAUUCGACUAAAUCAUACAAUGUGCGUCCACCUAUAGGAGCACUGUGGCUGCUGUGAAUGAAGAAGACUGCAGACGAGUGUUUGUGCACUUCAACUUCUCAAUGGAAGUUUUGCAUGGUGUUGCCCAAGCAAUUCCUUUAUUUAAUUAUAUUGUCACAUUUAAAUAAACUAUUUCAACACA
Messenger RNA from Perca fluviatilis (European perch), 1239 nucleotides. It is a transcript of the gene mrpl10, whose product is annotated as mitochondrial ribosomal protein L10. Gene Ontology annotation, molecular function: structural constituent of ribosome. NCBI's taxonomy places the organism in Eukaryota, Metazoa, Chordata, Actinopteri, Perciformes, Percidae. Gene Ontology annotation, biological process: translation. The record is from RefSeq and is a predicted model, not a curated record. Bases 43 to 852 code for a protein of 269 amino acids. The transcript has 5 exons. Gene Ontology annotation, cellular component: mitochondrial large ribosomal subunit.